UUGCGACGUUCAAAGUUCAUCCACGUGGCUGAAAACUAACUUGUUGUGCAUGUGUACGUGUACAUGAUGUCCAGAGCUGAAGUGGAGGGCUCGUCUGUUCCUGGCCAGGGCGUGGCUUGGACCAAGCACCUCAUUGAACAAGACAUACUCACACACUCAAGGGCGCUGAUGGAGCUCCCUCUGGCACUGCUCAAAAACCUAGGAAGGAUUGGAGUUGACUCUUGUUUCCCUGUACAGGCUCAUGUUAUUCCUGAGGUCCUGUCCUCCACUCAUAGUCCCCUCCUAAUGUGUGUGGGUGGGGAAAUUCCCCCUGACAUUAUGGUGUGUGCCCCUACCGGCUGUGGCAAGACUCUGGCCUAUGUUGUGCCUAUUGUAGCUGCUCUAAUGACCAGAGUGGUCCCUCAGGUGAGGGCGCUGGUGGUGGUGCCAUCACAAGAGCUGGCCUCUCAAGUUCAUCAAGUGUUCUUAUCUCUAACUCAUGGCACACAAUUAAAAGCUGGUCUUCUUUCAGAGGAAGCAACAUUGAUUGACCCCACCUACUACCCCCUGGCCAGCAGUAUGGACAUCCUUAUCACCACUCCAGUGCAACUCACUCAUUACAUUGACAGGGGUUCCUUGCCAUGUCUCCGCUAUCUUGUGCUGGAUGAAGCAGAUCGUCUCUUGCAAGCAUCACAAUGUCAAUGGCUACCCAAGCUAAUGGCUAGCCGCACUUCACACACAUCUCCACUAAGCACCACGCUACACACACUCUCGUCACUACCUCAUGUACAUGACCCACUACACCCACUCAUGGUACAACCAGUCAAGCAAGUUUGUGUACAGAAGCUCUUGUUCUCCGCUACAAUGACCUUUGACCCUGAACACCUUUCUGUGUUGCGUCUGAAUCGUCCGUUGCUGUUCUGUGUAUCAGAUGCUGACUCAGCAUUCACUCUACCCACGAGACUAGAAGAGGUCCUGGUCAAGUGUGGGGUGGGCAAGAAGCCGCUGGUUCUACUGCACCUGCUCUCACAAUCUCCAGCAGCACUUUGCUUCACUAACACUAGGGACACAGCACACAGAUUGGUCUUGUUACUACGAGAGCUGGGUCUAGUAACAGUGGCUGAGAUGACAGGAGCAAUAAGUUCUAGCAAAAGAAGAGAGGUUCUCGAAGACUUUAGGAGAGGACGCACUAAAGUGCUGGUGUGCACUGAUGCUAUGGCACGAGGAAUGGACCUACCUAAUAUCAACACUGUCAUCAACUAUGACCCACCAAGAACCUUUGGAAUGUAUCUACACAGAGCUGGCCGAACAGCUAGGGCGGGACAAAGGGGUGUGGUCAACACUCUACUCUCUCCUGAUGAGGUCCACCCCUUCAAAACCAUGCUGAGGAAAGUAGUCAAGAAAACUAUUAGCAACAUUACAGUCAGUCAAGAUGACCUUCGACCUUAUGAUGAACAAUAUAGGAUAGCUCUUGAUAAACUUCAAUCAAACACUUUACAAUAAUUGAACUUUGUUACAGUAUAUGAAAGAAUUAUGACACAAAUGACAUGCAAUGUUUACUACUGCACAACUAAUUAGAAUGAAUUUGAUAAACUGC
Molecule: messenger RNA, 1576 nt
Organism: Halichondria panicea
Lineage: Eukaryota; Metazoa; Porifera; Demospongiae; Suberitida; Halichondriidae
Product: ATP-dependent RNA helicase DDX51-like
Exons: 9
Coding region: 64-1482 (472 amino acids)
Molecular function (GO): ATP binding; nucleic acid binding
Source: RefSeq, a predicted model, not a curated record